Messenger RNA from Exophiala dermatitidis NIH/UT8656, 525 nucleotides. Its product is annotated as 30S ribosomal protein S10e. The record is from RefSeq and is a predicted model, not a curated record. Bases 1 to 525 code for a protein of 174 amino acids. NCBI's taxonomy places the organism in Eukaryota, Fungi, Ascomycota, Eurotiomycetes, Chaetothyriales, Herpotrichiellaceae. The transcript is spliced from 3 exons. Gene Ontology annotation, molecular function: RNA binding; structural constituent of ribosome. Gene Ontology annotation, cellular component: cytosolic small ribosomal subunit.
AUGUACACACAUCCAGCUGACUCCUACGACUGCAGGCUUAUCCCCAAGGCAGACCGCAAGAAGAUCCACGAGUACCUCUUCCGUGAGGGUGUGCUCGUGGCCAAGAAGGACUACAACUUGCCUCAGCACCAGGACAUUGAGACCAAGAACCUCUAUGUCAUCAAGGCGUGCCAGUCUCUCACCUCCCGUGGGUACCUGAAGACGCAGUUCUCAUGGCAAUACUACUACUACACCUUGACUCCCGAGGGUCUCGACUACCUGCGCGAGUGGUUGCAUCUGCCGGCCGAGAUUGUGCCAGCGACGCACAUCAAGCAGCAACGAUCCCACGCUCCUCCUCGUGGCAUGAUGGGUGGUGAUGACCGUGAGCGUCGCGGCGGUGGCCGUGGCGGCCCAAGAGGUGACCGUGAGGGUGGAUACCGUCGCCGUGAUGCUGGUGAAGGCAAGGAAGGCGGAGCCCCUGGCGAGUUUGCCCCGACUUUCCGUGGUGGAUUCGGUCGUGGCCGUGGUGCUCCUCCUGCCGCCUAA